Messenger RNA from Anolis carolinensis (green anole), 3139 nucleotides. Its product is annotated as SNF-related serine/threonine-protein kinase. NCBI's taxonomy places the organism in Eukaryota, Metazoa, Chordata, Lepidosauria, Squamata, Anolidae. Gene Ontology annotation, biological process: intracellular signal transduction; protein phosphorylation. Gene Ontology annotation, molecular function: protein serine/threonine kinase activity; ATP binding. Bases 207 to 2114 code for a protein of 635 amino acids. The transcript has 6 exons. Gene Ontology annotation, cellular component: cytoplasm. The record is from RefSeq and is a predicted model, not a curated record.
CCCCUGGGCGGGGCUUCCCUCCGCGAGGCCACGCCCCCCCAGCGGCCCCCUCCCUCCCUCCCUCCUGGGCGCUUCUGACGUCACCGCGGAGGAAAGGAGGGGGGCCCUGGGAGGCAUCGCUGCUGCUGCGUCUGCGUCGCUCGGCCUCUGCGGGGCCCGCUUCGUCCUCCGUCCCCUCCAUGCGCCGGUGAGGUGACGGUGCCAGGAUGUCGUCCUCGUCCGCCUCCUCCUCCUCCCCGGCAGAGGGCCAGAUCGCGGGGCUGUACGACCUGGAGGGCACGCUGGGCAAGGGCCACUUUGCGGUGGUGCGCCUGGCCCGGCACGUCUUCACGGGGGAGCGGGUGGCCGUCAAGGUGAUCGACAAGGCCAAGCUGCGUGGGGGCGGGGCGGUGGCGCAGCUGCUGCAGGAGGUGCGCUGCAUGAAGCUGGUGCAGCACCCCAACGUGGUGCGCCUCUACGAGGUCAUCGACACCCAGGCCAAGCUGUACCUCAUCCUGGAGCUGGGCAGCGGCGGGGACAUGUUCGACCACCUCCUGCGCCACGAGGGCGGCCUGGGCGAGGAGCGCGCCAAGCACUACUUCGCCCAGAUCGUCCACGCCAUCGCCUACUGCCACCGCCUCCACGUGGUGCACCGCGACCUCAAGCCCGAGAACGUGGUCUUCUUCCAGGAGCAGAGCGUGGUCAAGCUCACCGACUUCGGCUUCAGCAACUGCUUCCAGCCGGGCAGCAUGCUGGCCACUUCUUGCGGGUCCCUGGCCUACUCCGCCCCCGAGAUCCUGCUGGGUGACGAGUACGAGGCCCCCGCCGUCGAUAUCUGGAGCCUGGGGGUCAUUCUCUUCAUGCUGGUCUGUGGGCAGCCCCCCUUCCAAGAGGCCAAUGACAGCGAGACCCUCACCAUGAUCCUGGACUGUCGCUACGUCAUCCCCCCGAACGUCUCCUCGUCCUGCGCAGACCUGAUCUCCCGCAUGCUGAGGCGGGACCCCCGGAGCAGGGCCUCCCUGGAGGAGAUCGAGGGCCACCCGUGGCUCCAGGGUGUGGACCCCUCCCCGGCCAGCCGCUCCCUCCUGCCCCUGACCUCCCACCGCAGGGUCUCCCAGGAGGAGCACGAAAUCAUCCUCCAGGCCAUGUUGUGCGGAAACAUCGCUGACAACCGGGAGACCAUCCAGGAGGCCCUGGAGGCAGACCGCUACAACCACAUAACAGCCACCUACUUCCUUCUGGCCGAAAGGAUCCUUCGGGAGAAGCAGGAGAAGGAGAGCCGGACCUCUGACCACAAUCUGGCAGAGGAUGCCUUGACCCAGACAGUGCAGAACAGUGAGACCAGGCCCCUUGGGAAGCCCCCCCAGCGCCGCUUCUCGGCAGCAACAACGGCAGCGGUUGAGGAUCCCCCCUGCAGCUUCCGGGAGCAGCCCAUCCGGGCCUUGAUCCGGCCCUCGUUGGUGGAGACCCCCGUCACCAAGAGCACGCUGGCGCUGCAGCAGAUCUCGGAGGAGGAGGACGACGAGCAGGAGGGGGGCGAGGAGGAGGAGGGGGAGGGGGCUGCGCUGCUGCUCCGGCGCCGGACCUCCUCCCUCAACCAGGAGCAGAUGAGCUGCUUCCAGAGCGCCAAGGCCGCCCUGCUCUUUGGGAGGGGCCUCGCCCCCCACGGCCGGCCAGCCCCUGCUUUCCCACAGCCCCACGGUGGAGUCCGUCCGGACGCCCAGGCACAGGCAAAGGAGGAGGGACCAGGGAGCAGCAGCAGUGAUGGGGGCCACACAACGGAGGGCCCCAAAAAUGAUGGAGAAGAAGGAUGCAGAGAUGGCAGAGAGGACGACGAAAGGGAGUGGAGAGAGGGCAAGGGUCAGCCCUUGCUGGUCAAGAAGGAAAAAGCCUGCGAAGGGGAGGGCAGCGGUAGUCCCCCCCACCCACCACCCCCACCCCAAGAUGGAGCCGGGGCCCACGGCAGCAGCGAGGGGCCUUCCACGGAGUCGGUUGCCAAAGGCAAGGGUGCCAACCUGAAGGAGCGGAUCCUGCAGUUCCCGCUGUGCGAAAAGGCCCUGGCCUUCCGGAUGCGGCCCUCUCCUAAGGAGAGCCUCCUUUCCUUGGGCCAGUUCAACUGCUGCCACGUCAUCUAGGGCACGCUAACCCCUCCCGGCAAGAAGAGGAGGGGUCCGAGGUCACGGCUUCGGACCCCGCUCUCCCUCGACUCUAGCCCUGUGCCUCUGAUCCCGGCCGAGCCCCCAUAAAACAAGUGCAGGGCGGUGUCAUCUAUCUCCUCUCCUGCAUGCUGGCCCCGCUCCUCCUCCUUUCUCCUCUUGGGGGUCUUUGUGUGCAUGGCCCCCUCCCCAAAUGGGGUGGAAUAGAAGGGGAACAGCCAAAGGAAGGGGGUGCUAAAUUUCGGCCUCCCUCCAGGUGUUUUGAAUGUCAACUCUCAAUUCCUAACAGCUAGUAGGCUAUUAGGAAAUAUGGAAGUUGUCAAGGCCAGACCCUCUGUGUGGAGACCCUCCCCCCAAUUGUAUGCUAUGAUGCCAAGAAGGGAGUGCUUGCAGCCCAUGACUUCUCCCCUCCCUCCCUCCCUUCCUUCGGCCCCAAAGAGCAUGCCUUCCCCUUUCCAAAGCGCCCCAAACUACUCAAGAGGACAGGUGUUUUUUAAUAUAGCAGUGACACUAUUUUUAAAAGAAAUGCCAUAUAGUCUAUUUUAAUGUAAUGUAGAGAGAUAGAGCUCUGGCCCCUCCCCUUGGGAAGCAAAUGCACUUUUGAGGAGUGAAGCAGCCAUGAUGGGUCAACUCCCCUUCCCUCCCCAAAUUGCCAAUGACUCUUUGGGGAUUUGGCUCUUACUUGGGAUGAGUUGAGUGGAAGGGAAGGAGAGAGUGAGUGAGUGAGAGAGAAAGAGUGAGGGAAUGAGAGAAAGGGAAUGAGAGGGAGGGGUGUGUUUCUCCAUUGCCCCCCCCCAGCCCCCCCCCCCCCUCCAAAGACUUUACCGAGACAUUAAGCUUCCAAUAUAUUUAUCCUUCUUUCUUGCUGGCAAGAAAACAAAACGAGACGAGAAUUGUAUUCCUGAGCUCACUGGGUUCUGUACAAAGUGCACUGAUCGGAUCCAAGGCGAAGAAGCAGCAGCGGGUUUGUGUCCAAUAAAUAAUAAUUAUUAUUAUAAUUGCAA